GAGUCUUUGGAUGAUUCUCAAGUAGCUGGAGUUUGUGCAACAGAAGAAGUGAUUCGCUAUGAAUAUCACGUCUUGUACUCCAGCAGCUACCAAGUACCUGUGCUUUAUUUUAGGGCAUGCUUUUUAGAUGGAAGACCUUUAACUCUGGAUGAAAUAUGGAAAAGUGUUCAUGCAUGCUACCAGGCUCGUCUGCUCGAGGGGCCCUGGGACACUAUUACACAGCAGGAGCACCCCUUACUUGGGCAGCCGUUUUUCGUUCUGCACCCCUGCCGAACUAAUGAAUUCAUGUCUUCUGUACUGACCAGUUCACAGAAGCAGGACAGACACACAAAUUACAUUAUAUUGUGGCUCAGUACUGUAGGCCCAGUUGUGGGUCUGAAUCUGCCCCUGAGUUACGCAAAACUAGCACCUGAGCAGAAUACAAAUGCUGAUUCAGUUGAAAG
Molecule: messenger RNA, 443 nt
Organism: Tauraco erythrolophus (red-crested turaco)
Lineage: Eukaryota; Metazoa; Chordata; Aves; Musophagiformes; Musophagidae
Source: RefSeq, a predicted model, not a curated record